GAUGUUUUAAGGAGAAUGAAGAAUUACAAAUAUGCUAUGCAGAUAAGAAAGAUUGGAGGUUAUGUAAAGAAGAAUUGGAAAAAUUUAAAAACUGUUGGAAAAAAAAUCAAAAGAAAAAAUCCAAUUAG
Entrophospora candida is the source of this 128-nucleotide messenger RNA. The record is from the annotation of a GenBank genome assembly. NCBI's taxonomy places the organism in Eukaryota, Fungi, Glomeromycota, Glomeromycetes, Entrophosporales, Entrophosporaceae.